AUGCCAAUUUAGUCUCUAAUAACUGCCUCUACAAGGAUACAACAGAAAAUCCAGAAUUGCUUUUGCCUGACUCGGAUGCAGCUUUUUAUAUGUAUUUUUAGGGGGGGGUUUCCUCUUUUUACCCUCAAAAGAAAAUCACCUGGAUUUGGAAGAUAAUAACUUGUGUGUAUUGAUAGGAGAAAAGAAAAGGUGGGAUUGAUGACUGUGAAGUGCAAUUUAGGAACUGCAUUUGUGAAGAGAGGAACUGGGGAGGAGGAGAAGGUGACUGAAGGAGGAAGACGAGGAAGAGUAUGGGUCACUCUUCUGUGUGCAUCUUUCUACUGUCCCUUUAUCUGACUCAUCAAAGUGUUGCAGCGCACGCUGAAGCAUGCAGGACAGUGGUUCAGGCCGACAUAGUGUUUCUGGUGGAUGAGUCCUGGAGCGUGGGUCAUAAAGACUUUUCCAGAAUCAAAGACUUCAUCUCAGCCAUCAUCUCCUCCUUUCAGGACAAUGUGGUCGGAGCUGAUGGGGUCCGUUUUGGAGUCACUGUCUUUGGGGAUGUUCCAAGGAUGCGGAUUGCUUUGACAGACUACAAUUCCCUUGAGGAGGUACUCAGAGCCAUCAAAGACCUUCCCUAUGAAGGUGGAUCCAGGAGGACUGGCAUGGCACUCCAGUUUCUGGUCGACUCUGUUUUCAGCCCCGUCAUCAGGCGGGAUUCUGUCCCGAAGAUUGCUGUUUUGAUCACAAAUGGACAGUCGGACGACCAGGUCAGUGCUGCAGUCAGAGCAGUAGCAGACAAUGGAAUUACUGUCUUUGCAGUAGGCCUCACGGGGGUUGAUGAGGCAGAGCUUAGGAGGGUUGUGUCGGAGCCACAUGCCGAGCAUCUAUUGCCGGUCACUGAUUUCUCUACCAUGGACACCAUCCUCCCCAAACUGUCCCGCAGAGUGUGCCUCACUGCCUCUGAACCCCCACGUCCUGUGAAAACUUCCCAGCCUAGCGAGGAACGUGUGGUGGGUCCCAGAGACCUUCAGGUUAGCGAACUGGCCCACAGUUCUCUUAGACUGACGUGGAGCCAGGCCACGGGUGAUGUCACCGGAUAUCGCCUCCUGGUCACUCCACUGAGCUCGGAGGGACAACUCCUUCCUGUGCAGCAGAGGCAGAUGGAUCUGAAGGCAGAUGUGAGCACAGCCAUGGUGACAGAGCUGAGUCCCAAAACCGACUAUUCCCUCACCGUCUAUGCCAUGUACCCAGGCCUCAUAGGAGACUCUGCGACAAUCAAAGUAAAGACAACGCCUUUGCCCGAAGUUUCAAACUUCCGUGUUAUUGAGGAGGGCCUGUUCUCCCUGCGCCUCGGCUGGACACCCCCCCAGGGGAAGCUAAAUGGAUUCAAGAUCUUCAUCCCGAGAUCCAACAGACCAGGAUUCAUUUAUGAGCAGCUGCUUCCCAGAGACAUUUCCUCUCAUGUGAUUGACAGUCUGGAGGAGGAUAAGAAGUACACUGUCAGUAUUUAUGCUGUGUACCCUGAAGGACCAAGUAAACCGGUUUCAGUAGUGGGGAAGACAUUGAAGUUGGUGCCAGUUCAUCAGUUUCUGGUCCAAAAUGCCACCACAGACACCGUUCAAGCAAGGUGGGCAUCAGUUAAAGGUGCUACAGGAUACCGUUUGACAUGGGCAUCUACAGAAGGCCACAUAGAAAACAUAAACCUCGGGGACAAUUUUAACUUCUACAUGAUACAGGGCCUCCACACAGGCUCUGAGUACACCAUCACCAUCAACCCCAUCUUUGGAGACAUUGAGGGGCCUAUCACCACUGCGAAAAUCAAGACAUUGGAAAGUAGUUCAGUACAGACUCUGAAAGUAUCUGCUGUGAGCACAAGUACUGCAGUCGUCUCAUGGAACAGUGUCCCGGGGGCUACAGGAUACAGACUGGCAUGGAGACCCACCCCAGAGUUUGUUGGUCGGGAUCGUCCCAGACAAUUGGCUCUGAACACCAGCACUACACAGUACCAGCUGAAAAAUGUAGCCCAUGAUACGGAGUAUGUCCUGACGCUUUACGUGCUGUUUGGCGCUGCGGUUGGACCUGGCAUCGCUGCCACCUUCAGAACUUCUCCUUUGGGUUAUGUCUCUAACUUCAAGGUGACAUCCUACACAAGCACCACUAUAGAUGUGGCGUGGAGUCCCAUCGUUGGAGCCACCGAGUACAAACUCUCAUGGAAAACAGAUAAUAGCAAACCCCAAGUCCAGUACCUGGAUCGUAGCAUCCUCUUCCAUCGUCUCAAAGACCUGAAUCCACAGUCUACCUACACAGUCACCAUCUGUGCAGUGUAUGGCAACUCAGAGGGACCAGAAAUCUCCUUAUCUCAGCUCACAGCUGCAGUGUCAGAGUCAGAUCCAAUCCAGCCAGUGAGGGAGGUGAAGGUUGAGGACAUUGGAGUAAAUUCCUUCACACUAUCUUGGAAAAAAGCAUCAGGGGCUUCUGGAUACAAAAUCUCUUGGAUCCCAUUUCUUGGGGGUGAUGAGAAGUCCCAUGUGGUAUCGGCUGAUUUUGCCUCCUACACCAUCCGCAACCUGCGAGAGAGCUCAGCUUACAAGAUCCAGGUGUCCUCCAUGGUGGGCAGCAGGGAAGGAAGCGCUGUCCUGGUCACAGCACGUACCUUGGAUCUUCCCAAAGUAGAAGGAUUUGUUGCUUUGAAUACAACAGAUAACAGUACUGUUCUGAACUGGACACGCGUAGCUGGUGCCUCAGGAUAUCGCCUCUCCUGGAGGCACAUCUCAGUGUUUGACACAAAAACAGAAAUCCUUGGCCCUGGAUUCACCUACUAUAAGAUCAGUGAUCUCUUGUAUGGCAGAACAUAUCUUUUCACCAUCAGACCUUUGUAUGGAGAAGUGGAGGGGCCUAUAAGCACCAUGUAUCAGAGAAUAUUGGGACCAGCUCGCCCAGCGUUAACAGUCCAGCCUGUGCCACCUACAGUGCCCCCCCAUUCCCCACCUAACACUGGGGACUCCCAGACUGCCUCUAUCAUCAACACAACCACUGCUCAAUCACCCAUGAGGACCACCUGGCACCCUGAUGUUGUGCUUCCAACUGAGUCCUUAACAACCAAGAAGCCCCACGUUCAGCCAAGUGUCACUGAGGGCAAGGCAGGAGCAGUCACGUCCUUUCGAUUAACCACACUGAGUAGAGUGACAGAGAAAAAAACACCACCACAACCAGUGUGCGGUAAGACCAAAGCGGAUAUAGUGUUCUUGGUGGAUGAGUCGUCGAGCAUUGGCACUGACAACUUUAGGAAGAUGAAAGACUUCAUAUUUCGAGUGGCUACAUACUUCCCUGUAAUUGGUUCACAGGGCACGCAGAUAGCUGUGGUUCAUUACAGCGAUGAGCCUCGCGUUGAAUUCCGCCUUAAUGACUUCAAAGACAGAAACUCUGUGCUCAGGGCUCUCAGAGCGCUGCGUUAUGGAGGGGGCAACACCAAAACCGGAAAAGGCAUCAGCUAUGUUCUGCAAGAACUGUUCCAGGAGGCUCAUGGGAUGAGGCAGGAUGUACCCCAUGUUCUGGUUUUGUUUACAGAUGGCAAGGCCCAAGACAAUGUGGUGCCACCCUCCAGAAUUGCCCGCGCCUUGGGGGUCAGCGUCCUGGCAGUUGGAGUUUCGAAUGCAGAUCGUGAAGAACUGAAUAAAAUUGCAGCUCCCACCAGCUACAAAAACAUCUUCUAUUCACCAACUUUUGAUGAUUUUCCCUCCGUGGAGAGAGAAUUUAUCAGAAGCCUCUGUAGCGACGAACUCAUCACAGAGUUCAAACUACAAGAUGAGGGUGCUCAGCUAGACACCCCCACUGAUGACCCAGAGGAGAUGCUUAAGCCCGAGGGUCCAUGCCUAACUCAGUGCAUGAAGGGCCAAAAAGGGGAAAAGGGAGACAGUUUGGGUCUUGGUCUGAGAUUCAGACAAAGCCCUGGAGAGUUUGAUCCUUUCACAUCUUCAAAAGGAGAAAAAGGAGAAAGGGGACUUCCUGGAACUGACGGUGUUCCUGGUUUGCCAGGUCGCCCAGGAAGAACUGGACCACCGGGUUCUGCUGGCCAACGGGGCCCUACAGGUGUUCCAGGUGACAUGGGUCCACCUGGGCUCCCUGGUCCAAAGGGACAGAGAGGAGAGAGAGGAGAGCCGGGAUACGUCAUAGCUGGUACAGAUGCAAAUUUUGUGCCCGGACGAAAAGGAGAGCCAGGCUCCUCAGGUCCCCCAGGACCUCCCAGUCUUCCAGGGGUCAAUGGAGCUCCAGGUCUGCCUGGUCAGCCAGGAUCACCGGGGCCACCAGGAAUAGCUGUCAAGGGAGAUCCCGGCGAGCCGGGUACAAAAGGCUUACGUGGGAAGCAGGGCGUGAAAGGAGACAAAGGAGAGCCGGGAAAAGAUGGCAUUGCAGGUUUGCCUGGUCCCAUUGGUGUUGAUGGGGGACCAGGACUGCCAGGCCAGAAAGGAGAAAAGGGUGAGGAGGGAGUUGGCAUACAAGGUGUUCAAGGUCCUCAUGGAGAGAAAGGAGAGAAGGGAGAUAUUGGAUUAGCAGGACCAGUUGGCCCAAAGGGUGAGCGUGGAGAGCAGGGCAUCCAGGGAAUCAUUGGACCUCGGGGGAAAAAAGGAAUGAAAGGGGAGCCAGGAGACAAGGGAGACCAAGGAGAGGUGGGACCAAUAGGACCACAAGGACCCCCAGGGCCUGCAGGACCGAUGGGAUUAAAGGGAGAUGAAGGUCCAAGAGGACCUGCUGGAGACCCGGCGAAGGGUGUAAUUGGUCCAGCUGGGAAAAAGGGGGCCAGGGGGGACAUCGGUCCAGUUGGUUCUACAGGCCCUCAGGGAAUAAAGGGAGAACAAGGAGACAAGGGAGAAAAGGGUAGUCCUGGUUUUGGGAUUCCAGGACAGCAGGGGCAAAAGGGAGAAAAUGGAGAAAGGGGAAAUGUUGGUUUAUCAGGAAAACCAGGACAAAAGGGGAAAGAUGGCUCUAAAGGUGAAAAAGGGAGCAUUGGAUUACCUGGCAAUCCUGGAGAACCGGGAUUAAGAGGUAAAGAUGGUGCACCUGGAGCUAUAGUAGAACCGGGAAUGAAGGGUGAACAAGGACCAGCUGGAGAGCCUGGUGAAAGAGGAAUCAGGGGUCCAUUGGGAUUACCAGGAAAACCAGGUGACACUGGAGAAAAAGGUGACCCUGGCAAGCCUGGCCCACCUGGUGCCGAUGGCAGAAAAGGUGACAAAGGAGAGGUGGGCGAUCCUGGAGAGCCAGGUCAGCCAGGUUUGCGAGGAGAAAUGGGCCCGCCUGGGCCACAAGGUAUGCAUGAGUUUGCUCACAAGGUGUCUUAUGGUAACCGUAGGGUGACCAGGGACAGAAAGGAGAGCCUGGUCCGAAAGGAGAAAAAGGAGAUCAAGGCCGGGUUGGGAUUGCUGGGAUGCCUGGCUUACCGGGGACUCCUGGGAGACCUGGCAUUGAUGGGAAGAGGGGCCUGCCAGGAAAAGAUGGAGAAAGAGGACUCAAAGGAGAUGACGGGGGACAAGGGAGAUGCGGGUGCUGAUGGUAAAGAUGGUAGUAAGGGUGAACCAGGGCUUCCAGGUUUGCCUGGGAGGCAGGUGCUUGUCACUCCUGAGGGUGCUACCAUUGAUGAAAUCCGACAAGCAUUCCCAAUGCCAAUGGGUCCUCCAGGACCUACUGGUUCUCCAGGAUUGAAGGGUGAUAAAGGAGAAAAAGGCCUGAAAGGAGAAAAGGGUGACGCUGGAGCUCCAGGAAAAUCUCUUGAGAUGAAGGACAUUGAGACAAUGUUUGAAGCCUACGGUAUAAAGGCUUUGAUUGACAGGUUGCUGCAGGAUGGCAUAGAGGAGCUGCUUCAUGUGCUCAGCAACUCCAAGAAAACAAAAGAAAACACAGAAAGGCACAACUCCAACGUCAUCACUGACUACAAAAGUUCGGAGAAAUUUGACAUCACCAGCAGACCUUUGUCAAAAGCGGACACUUUUGAGGACACUGAUGUAGACGGCCAGCCUCCUGAAUCUUUCUUUGUUACAAGUGAAGAGGCCAGGCAAGACGAAGAAGACGAGUUUUAUAACGGCGAGGAUUACAGUUAUGAAUACGAGGUUAUCUUGCCAACCACAGAGUCACCCUCUCGACCCUCUGAUGAUAUAGAGAAGUCUACACCUCCUUCGGCAACAGAAGAACCAGAUCAGGGCGAAAUUGGUGAAAAGGGACAGAAGGGGGAGCCGGGCAUCGGUCACAGAGGGCCAGAGGGUCAGGCUGGUCCUCCUGGACAGAAGGGUGAGCCCGGCGAGCCAGGUCCUCCAGGUGCUCAGGGCAUUCAGGGAAUCCCUGGCAAUCCAAGCAUCCAGGGCCCCACAGGUCUUAGGGGUCUUCCAGGGGACCCAGGAGAGGCAGGUAGAGAGGGCAGCCGAGGUAAAAGAGGGAAGAAUGGCUCCCCAGGAUCUCCUGGACCUCGAGGACCGCCAGGACCUCAUGGUAUUCCUGGCAUACCUGGAGAAAAAGGAGAAAAGGGUGACAGUAUACCAGGUGAACCUGGUGAGAGAGGCGUAGUUGGCCUCCCAGGUAAAAGGGGUGACAAGGGCUCUCCAGGUGUUAAAGGAGCUCCUGGGCCCAUAGGUCUUAAAGGACUGAGUGGGAGCAAAGGUGAAAAGGGAGAUCGUGGAUCACCUGGAGUCAAAGGAGAAAGGGGCGGUGUGCUUCAAAUCCAAGGACCUCGUGGCUAUAAGGGUUCCAAAGGACAGCCAGGUGAGCGAGGUUCACCUGGUUUUGACGGGGAUAAAGGAGAAAAAGGCGAGGACGGUCCUCCUGGGGUCAAGGGUGUAAAAGGUAAUGCGGGUAUAAAAGGUGCAAUGGGAAGAUUUGGAGCACGGGGCCCGGUAGGACAAAAAGGAGAUCCAGGAGAUCCUGGAGUCAAUGGAGUGAUGGGUCGCAAUGGGGCUGAUGGGCUGGAUGGAGCCAAAGGGGAUAAAGGAGACAAUGGACUCCAAGGACAACAGGGUAAUCAGGGUGAUCCAGGAGAACCUGGCUUACCAGGAGAAAAAGGGGAGAAAGGGGAGAAGGGUUUCAGAGGUUUUCCUGGGCGCACUGGGAGCCUUGGCCUGAAUGGAGAAAAGGGAGAUAUGGGGCUACCUGGCACCCCGGGCAUACCUGGACUGAAUGGGGUCACGGGACGCAAGGGGGACAAGGGAGAAGGGGGGAUCAAUGGUGUUGAUGGUGAUCCUGGAGUAAAAGGGGAAAAGGGUGCAGCAGGUUUCCCAGGUUUCCCAGGUUUCAAGGGGUCAGCAGGAAGUCCAGGAAGGGACGGUGAUAUGGGACCACCGGGACCGCCAGGGCCUCAAGGAGACAAAGGGCCUAAGGGGGACAGGGGUAAAAGAGGCAGAUCAAAGAAGUGUCAGAGUGGAGCACCAGGGACACCAGGACACAGAGGAGAAAAUGGUAAAGUUGGUAUUGAAGGAGCAAAAGGGGAGAAAGGAGAGCCUGGACUCUCAGCUGAAGAAGUGAAGGAGCUAGUCAACCAGGAGGUGGUAGAAAAGUGCGGAUUGGAAUACAAGUUCAUGGUAAAAUCUGUUGACCCAGAUGCAACAACUGCAGUGACUAAGAAUGAAAAUGACCAAAAAGACGUUGUGAAAUCUAUCACCCAUGACCUGCAUGAACAAAGUAUGGAAGAAAACAUGGCAGACAACAUGGGAGAAGGGCACCCACAAAACCAGACUGAUACUCAUGAUGGAGGGACUGUGGAGUGGGGACAAAGGAAGAAGAGAAGGGUAUAUGGAAGAAACACAGCAAACCGCUGCCUGGAGCCGAUGUCAGAAGGAGCCUGUUCAGACUAUUCUCUGGUCUGGUACUUCCACGCCCGAUCGGGGGAAUGCAGACCGUUUGUUUACGGGGGCUGUGGUGGCAACCAAAACAGAUUCUCCUCCAGACAUGAGUGCGAGGAAUGGUGUGAGGCGGAGAGUCGAGUUAUGGGGGGACCAAUCAGAUCGCGCAGGGAAUAAUCCUUCAAACAGUUAAUCCAGUGACUGAAAAAAAAUCCUGCUUUGAAGAGAUUUUUGGUUAUACAAUAUGAAUGUGCGGAUACUAUAGAUGCUAUAAAAAAAAAUGUACACCUCCACAGCCGCAGAACCUUGGAGACUGAGCCAGCAACCCCCAAACAAGAUGCUUAAUUUUGUACAUAACUGUGUAAAAUGUUAUUGU
Molecule: messenger RNA, 8175 nt
Organism: Maylandia zebra (zebra mbuna)
Lineage: Eukaryota; Metazoa; Chordata; Actinopteri; Cichliformes; Cichlidae
Source: RefSeq, a predicted model, not a curated record